Molecule: messenger RNA, 1164 nt
Organism: Henningerozyma blattae CBS 6284
Lineage: Eukaryota; Fungi; Ascomycota; Saccharomycetes; Saccharomycetales; Saccharomycetaceae
Product: serine/threonine-protein phosphatase
Exons: 1
Coding region: 1-1164 (387 amino acids)
Biological process (GO): peptidyl-serine dephosphorylation; mitotic cell cycle
Cellular component (GO): cytosol
Molecular function (GO): protein serine/threonine phosphatase activity
Source: RefSeq, a predicted model, not a curated record
AUGGAUAUGGAUGCUGAUAUGGAUGUACCCAUGCAAGACGCAAAUGAUGAUCAAUUAACUCCCACCUUGGAUUCAGGGAUGAAUAAUCAGAAUACCUCUAAUGAUAAUAAUAAUAAUAAUGAUGAUGAUAUACAAAAUAACCCGAUCACUUUAGCUACAAACUCAAACGAUUAUAGUGAUGAUUUCAAACCAGGAUCUUCUGGGAUAGCAGAUAACAAGUCAACAACACCCAUGGUUUUAAAUAAUUCAAAUAUAAAUCAAUUGGAUACUUGGAUAGAAAAACUAACCAAAUGUGAAAUCCUUUCAGAAGAUGAUGUGGAAAGACUUUGUAAAAUGGCGGUGGAUGUAGUACAGUUUGAAGAAAAUGUCCAACCAGUAAAUGUUCCUGUAACUAUUUGUGGUGAUGUUCAUGGUCAAUUCCAUGAUUUGAUUGAAUUAUUUAAAAUAGGUGGCCCUUGCCCUGAUACAAAUUAUCUAUUCAUGGGUGAUUAUGUGGAUAGAGGUUAUUAUUCAGUAGAAACGGUGUCUUUAUUAGUCUGUAUGAAAGUAAGAUAUCCAAAUAGAAUUACAAUAUUAAGAGGUAAUCAUGAAUCAAGACAAAUUACACAAGUUUAUGGGUUUUAUGAUGAAUGUUUAAGGAAAUAUGGUAGUGCUAAUGUUUGGAAGAUGUUUACUGAUCUUUUCGAUUAUUUCCCAAUUACUGCCUUGGUAGAUAAUAAGAUAUUCUGUUUACACGGUGGUCUGUCACCGAUGAUUGAAACUGUAGAUCAAGUCAGAGAUUUAAAUAGAAUUCAAGAAGUACCACACGAAGGUCCAAUGUGUGACUUAUUAUGGUCUGAUCCUGAUGAUAGAGGCGGAUGGGGUAUAAGUCCAAGAGGUGCAGGUUUUACAUUUGGUCAAGAUAUUAGUGAACAAUUUAAUCAUACAAAUGAUUUAUCUUUAAUUGCAAGAGCCCAUCAAUUGGUAAUGGAAGGGUAUGCAUGGUCGCAUGAUCAAAACGUAGUGACAAUAUUUAGUGCUCCAAAUUAUUGUUAUAGAUGUGGGAACCAAGCUGCCAUUAUGGAAGUCGAUGAAAAUCAUAAUAGACAAUUCUUACAAUAUGAUCCUUCUGUAAGACCAGGUGAACCAAUUGUAACAAGGAAGGCUCCAGAUUAUUUCUUAUAA